Rotaria sordida is the source of this 1011-nucleotide messenger RNA. NCBI's taxonomy places the organism in Eukaryota, Metazoa, Rotifera, Eurotatoria, Philodinida, Philodinidae. The record is from the annotation of a GenBank genome assembly.
AUGACAGAAUAUAUUCCACGUCGUGGUGAUCAUUUAUAUGUUUGGCGUAAAAUUCGAACUUAUCAACAUCAUGGAAUUGUUGUAUCAAAAGAAGAUAUUAUUAAUUAUCUUUCUCCAGGAUUAAUUCCAACAUAUUUAGAAGAUUUAAUGAUUGUUGAACAAAAUUUAAAUGGAUUAGCUAUUGUUACAUUAAAACAAUUUCGUUGUGAACAUCCAUUUAAUUAUAUUCAUGAUAUAUCUUAUGCUAAAUAUAAAACAGAUCCAAUGGAUUAUUAUUUAAAUAGAAGUGGAACAUGUUAUUUAACAGAUAGAUUAUCUCAAGAUAUUAUUGUUAAAAAUGCUUUAUUUAUAUAUAAUGAUAAAAACCAAAGAGAUAUAUGGAAAAGUUAUAGUCUUGUUAUUAAAAAUUGUGAACAAUUUGCAUUUAUUUGUUCAACAAGUGUUGAUUAUGUAUUAGGUGAACAAGUUCUUAUGGCUUGUAAUGGUGUUAAAUGUUUUUUUAUAAAUGGAAUGUAUAAUGCUACCAAAUUUACUUUUCAAAUUAUUCGACAAUUAUCAGGUGAAUUUAUUUCUGGAGUACCUUUAGAUACGAUUAUAAAAGGAAAUGGUUUAGCUGCUCUAACAGCUUUUACAUUAGAAGGAUUAAUAUUAUCUAUUCGUUUAUUUAUUUAUUAUUAUUAUGAAGAAGAUCGUUCAAAAAAUUUAGCUCGAAAAUGUGCAAUAACACCUGAAGAUUAUAUUCAAGAAAUGAUUCAAUCAGGUUUUGGAAGUUUAUCUGCAUUUGGAAUGUCAAUAGCUGGAAUAAUGGUUGGUUCAACAUUUUUUAUUAGUUCAAUUUCACCAAUGGUUUGUUCGAUUUUUUUUGGAUUUAUUGGAUAUAUUGCAGCUAGAUGGUUAACUGGUUUAAUCAUUAUUAAAAUAAGAAAAAAAUUCUCUAGUAAUGAUAAACAAAUAAAUAUCGCUUUUAUAAAUCCUCCAGGUGAUGAUCAUGAUAGAAUUGAAUUUAUUUGA